This is a messenger RNA of Orbicella faveolata, 873 nucleotides long. RefSeq lists its product as uncharacterized. Lineage: Eukaryota; Metazoa; Cnidaria; Anthozoa; Scleractinia; Merulinidae. The record is from RefSeq and is a predicted model, not a curated record.
CUUAAAUCCACCAGACUGUUCCGCAACUCAGGCUAGUUAUGUCUAUAUGUGCUAUUGGCUGCGAGAAGUCAACAUCUUUUUCAAUUAUUUUCUUAGAGCGAUUCUAUGACCAUGUUCUCGGCAUUCAAAGUGGAAAAAUAAAGAAUGCUGCCAUGACUGCCUCCUCACAGUGGGACAAAUUCCACGCUCCAUUCCGUGCCCGACUGCACAUGCCACGGCAAGGUCGCUACAUUGGCUCAUGGUCUGCGCGCCACAACAACCAUAACCAGUGGCUGAAGAUCUUCUUAGGAAGGACAUAUAGGGUCACAGGUAUUGCAACACAAGGACGGCACGAUGCAGACCAAUGGGUGACGGCUUAUUAUGUUUACUACAGUCAAGAUGGAGUGCACAUGUCCAGAGUCACAUAUUGGUGGGACCACAUACGGACUUUCAAAGGAAAUUACGAUCGAAAUGGUGUUCAGACUCAUCCAUUUAACCCUCCCUUCCCAGCACGAUUUGUAUUAAUAGUCCCACGUGGCUGGCACCGACAUAUCUCUAUGAGAGUUGAGCUGUUUGGUGGGCUAUGGAGUAAGUAAAAUUAUUAUACCUCCUAGUUAUUACGCGCGCUGUGAUUGGUCAGUUUAAAGGGCCAUAUAUAGUCAACUGUACGGCCUCCUAAAAUCUGAAUUUGUUCCUGAACUCGUCAAAUACACAUCGCGAUACUAGUAAUAAAUAUCUUACUAACCUCAUCUUCUCUCGGUCUGCGCUGGAAGGAAGUUGCGGAUCCUUGUUUAUUUUUUCUCCUCGGUAUGUAAUUUUUUUAGACAAGACCUUAAAGACGCUCCGUCGCGGUUUGCAUAUCAUGAACAUUUUACCCUAAAUUUUCAUCAUUUG